This is a messenger RNA of Brenthis ino (lesser marbled fritillary), 978 nucleotides long. The record is from the annotation of a GenBank genome assembly. NCBI's taxonomy places the organism in Eukaryota, Metazoa, Arthropoda, Insecta, Lepidoptera, Nymphalidae.
AUGAAUAAUUCAGAAAAUAAAGUUUCUGGUGGAUUUAUAGACAUAAGCUUAGCGGAAAGAAUGAUAAAUAAAUACGAUGGCGAUAAGGCAAAUUUACACGUGUUCAUAGACAAUUGCAAUAAGGCAUUCGCUCUAUUGAAUCCGGUUUAUAAAAUAGCAUUCGUGUCAGUAGUUCUAUCUAAAAUUAAAGGAAAUAUUAGGUCGACAUUAUUAAACAGGUCUUUUUCGUCAUGGGAAAGUUUAAAAGAACAUUUACUAGAAAACUAUUCGGAAAAAAGAACCUUUGCACAAUGGCAACUCGAAUUAAAUUCAUGCAGACAGGGUCAAAACGAAUCAAUUUCAAAAUAUUCCAGUAGAGUCGAGAACUGUUAUAUAAAGUUAAUUAAAUCUUUAGACUCAAAAUUAACGAAAGAAGUUCGCGAAGCAAAUAUAGAAUUAUUAAAAAGACAAGCCUUAAACAUUUUUAUCAGUGGUCUUCUACCACAACUUCAUAUUUUAUUAAAAUCUCAAAAACCCUCUACUUUUGAAGAUGCUGUCUCGAUAGCGAUUUCAGAAGAGCAAGAAAUUAAAUCUAGGCAAGAGAUGAGCACUAAACAGUAUUAUAAUAAUUCAGGAAUCAAAAGAUGUACAAAUUGUAAUAAAUUAAAUCAUUUAGCACAUCAAUGUAGACAUCCACCAAUGAUCAGGCAUAUACAGCCAAACCAAAGAAAUAGCAAUAUACCUACUUGUUUUCGUUGUCAUAAAAAAGGCCACGUAGCUAAAGAAUGUUGGAACAAUCCGAACGCGAAUAAUCGUAAUAAUAAUCGUAAUAACUACCAACCCUCUCAGAAUAAUCGUUUUAAUCGUCCGAGCAAUAGUUGGAACACUCAUAAUAAUAGGCAAAUAAAUAAUAAUAGGAGCAACGAAAAUGAACAUUUAAACUCAAACGGUCCGAGGCCCGCGGCCAACCCGAGGACCACAAAAUUAAUCCAGGCCGAA